AUGAUAUUUUAAUGUCUUAUUGUUUUAAUUUUAUUUAGAUUGUUAAGGAAUGUUAAAAGUAAUUAAAGUCAAAUAAUAGGAUUGUUGAUAUAUUAAUAAGAAUGUAAAACUUGUAAAUAAUUCCUUUUUUGUCAAUUGUGCCAUCAUUGCGAGACUAUUGUUCUUCACAUUUAAUUCUUAGAAAUAUGUUUAGAUUAGGAUUCCAUUAAGUAACAGCCUUUUACAUUUAAGACUCCUUAAAAAGACAGUUGGUGUGUUCUCAACUAAAAUAAUAGCAUAAGUGAUAAUCCAAACUUAUACAGCCAUAAUUAUUGAGAAAUCAAUGCCAUUUUACACUGCCAUUUUAGCCAUUAUAAUAUCCAUUUUAUUUAUUAACUUAGUACUUUUUUUAUUAAUCAUUUUACUUUCAUGGAAAGUAUAUUGUUAAAUAAAAAUCAAACAUUAAAUUCAAACACCUCCUGAUGGAUUUAGAAUUAUUGAGUAACAAGAAGAUAAAUGUCUAGAAAUUACAAAUAAAAAAGAUGAAUAAAAGAAUCCAACACAUUAAUAAGAGAUUGAAGAUAAAGGAUCUGUUAAUAUUUCAAUAAAUGAGGACAUAAGUCCAGCAAUGCUAUAAUUAGUAAUAUCAAAAAUUAGUUAAGAAAUCUAGUUUAACCCCUAGUCCUGGUAGAUAUAGAUCUGGUAAAAUUCUUGAUUUUCUAGAAAAAAAACUAAGUCAUGCAAAAUUAAGUUAAAAAGAGUUACACUAUGGAUAAAGUAAAGAGUAUAUUAAAAAAAAUAAUACAAAUUAAGGUAAUUUUAACAUACAAUUUUAGCACUACAAAUAAGCAUUGAUUUUGGAGAUCAAGAAAACAUUUAGUCAUAAAACAAAAUAGAAAUAGAAAUAAACAACCAUAACUUCUUCAAAUAAACUAAAUUCAUAUCUUGA
Molecule: messenger RNA, 928 nt
Organism: Paramecium sonneborni
Lineage: Eukaryota; Ciliophora; Oligohymenophorea; Peniculida; Parameciidae
Source: the annotation of a GenBank genome assembly